Oncorhynchus nerka (sockeye salmon) is the source of this 4846-nucleotide messenger RNA. RefSeq names its product P2Y purinoceptor 4. Gene Ontology annotation, cellular component: plasma membrane. The record is from RefSeq and is a predicted model, not a curated record. Lineage: Eukaryota; Metazoa; Chordata; Actinopteri; Salmoniformes; Salmonidae. Gene Ontology annotation, biological process: G protein-coupled receptor signaling pathway; transepithelial chloride transport. The transcript is spliced from 2 exons. Bases 155 to 1255 code for a protein of 366 amino acids. Gene Ontology annotation, molecular function: G protein-coupled purinergic nucleotide receptor activity; G protein-coupled UTP receptor activity.
GCAUAUCCCAUUUCUAUCCAAGCCGUUUGCAGAGAUAGUGCACUCACUGCGCUGAGAGCAGCGGUCACAAAUCAAGUCCGUCUCGGCAAGUCAAUUUUGUAUAUUCGGUGGAUAUUACAAUCCAAGCCUUAGCUCUCUGCUGAAGAGACAGAAGAUGGACUCAGCCAUUAACAGCCACCUUGUGCAGAACCUGUCCAUUCUUCUGAGUGCUGGUUAUUCCAACGAGACCUGUCGCUUUGAUGAGGAGUUUAAGUACAUCCUACUGCCUGUUUCCUAUAGCCUGGUGUGUGUUCUGGGUCUGGUGCUGAACUCUGUGGCUCUGUGGAUGUUCCUGACCAAGAUGCGACCGUGGAACACCAGCACCGUCUACAUGUUCCACCUGGCCCUCUCAGACUUCCUGUACGUUCUCUCCCUGCCCACCCUCAUCUACUACUACGCUAACCGCAGCCACUGGCCUUUCGGCGUGGCCGCCUGCAAGAUCGUCCGCUUCUUGUUCUACGCCAACCUCUACAGCAGCAUCCUCUUCCUCACCUGCAUCAGCGUCCACCGCUACCUGGGCAUCUGCCACCCCAUCAAGGCCCUGACCAUGGUGAAGCCACGCCAUGCCCACGCCGUGUGUGGAAUGGUGUGGGCUGCUGUCACGGCGUGUCUGGUGCCCAACCUCAUCUUUGUCACCACCAGCCAGAGGGACAACGACACGAUGUGUCACGAUACGACCAAUCCCGAGCAGUUUGAGGAGUAUGUGGACUACAGCUCUGCGGUCAUGAUCCUGCUGUUCGGCGUCCCCUUCAUGGUUAUCAUGGUCUGCUACUGUCUGAUGGCACUGGCUCUGUGUCGGCCCAGACGGGGGCUCUCGUCCAGCCAGCAGAACUCACCCUCCCGCACCAAGUCCAUCAAGCUGAUUGUGGUGGUGCUGGUGGUGUUCGCCGUGUGUUUUGUACCCUUCCAUAUCACACGCACCCUCUACUAUACCUACCGUGUACUGAAUGCCAAAUGUGAAUUCCUGAACAAAGUCAACUUUGCCUAUAAGAUCACCAGGCCUCUGGCCAGUGUGAACAGUUGUAUUGAUCCCCUCCUGUAUUUCCUGGCUGGGGAUCACUACCGCUCUAAGCUGGUCAAAGCUCUCACUGGAAAUAGACCGACAACCACCAGCCUCUCUGCUGCCUGCCUGAAAAAGCGCCCCAAAAAGAACCAUGAGAUCGCGCUGGUCUAUAAGAACCCAGAGCCUAAAGCCAGCGUUGAACCUAUGAGAUAGUGGGUUAUACAUAUGGACAACUAUGGGGCAUCAUAUAGAUAUGCCUAACCUCCAUAAUAUAAACAGGAAGGAAACAGUUAAUAGCCCUAGGCUGGCCACUACACAGCUGUACUUUCUUUGGAUGCUGUUCUGUCAUUUCAGACACAGGAUGACUACUGUCCAGGGUGAACGAAGGGGCCUCUUGCCAGAGCUCAGACCUGAGUGAGAAAUUCAGUUCCUAUAAGGCUGUUCGGUCAAUGUCAUAUUAAAGAGAAUGAAGAAGUGAGAGUACGGUUGAGUUCAGAAAACAGUGGUGGAAAAGUACCCAAUUACCAUACUUGAGUGAAGUAAAAAUGAAAGUCACCCAGUAAAAUACUACUUGAGUAAGUAAGUCUAAAAGCAUUUGGUUUUAAAAAUACUUAAGUAUCAAAAGUAAAUGUAAUUGCUAAAAUAUACUUAAGUAUCAAAAGUAAAAGUAAAACUAUACAUUAUUUCCAAUUCCUCAUAUUAAGCAAACCAGACGACAUCUUUUUCUUGCUUUUUUAUUUAUGUGUGUUUAGUGAGUCCGUCAGAUCAGAGGCAGUAGGGAUGACCAGGGAUGUUCUCUUGAUAAGUGCGUGAAUUGGACCAUUUCCCUGUCCUGCUAAGCAUUCAAAAUGUAAUGAGUACUAUUGGAUGUCAGGGAAAAUGUAUAGAGUAAAAGGUACAUUAUUUUCUUUAGGAAGUAAAAGUUGUCAAAAAUAUAAAUAGUAAAGUACAGAUACCCCCAAAAAACGACUUAAGUAGUACUUUAAAGUUCCUUAUCACCACUAACACUUUAAAACAGUGUUGUAAGUAUGUAGUACCGUGAGACAUCUACAUUCCCCCUUGUUAGUAAGAAGCUAUGGCAGGUAGCCUAGUGGAUAAGAGUAACUGAAAGGUUGCUGGUUCAAAUCCCCGAGCCUACUAGGUGAAAAAUCUGUUGAGCAAGGCACUUAAACCUAAUUGCUACGAUAAGUUGCUCUGGAUAAGAGCUUCUGCAAAAAUGUAAAAGCCAAGUCUGUUUUAUACAUGUACUGUACAGUCUCUUCCUACUCUGAAUACUUGUCUAUUAAUUUAAUUCUGCCGGUUGCUGUGCUUGUAAGACAAGAGUUCAAAUCCUUUCAACCAGGGGAACAAAACAGUUUAUGUGCCUCUGUCUGAGCCAGACUGUCGUCUCAUAGAAUAAAAUCUUAACUGGCUUGCCUAGUUAAUUAAAGGUUAAAUAAAUAAAAUCAAAUAAAAAUAUUACCACAGCCUGUUAUGCAAAGCCUGUUAUGCACAGUAGCUACAGGACUCUGAAGAGCAGGAGGAAAUGUAUGUAAUCUGUAAUCUGUUUGUUCAGAUUUGUGUUAUUAUGGUAGCACGUACUCAGAGAGAGGCUCUGUGGAUGGGUAUAACAGAUUGGAUUAUUAUGGAUUAUCGGUUACUGUGAUCAUCAAAAGCAUCUCUUCCUAUAACAUUUUUUAAAUAUGAUCCAAGGAGUUUGGCUGGUAAAAAUGUCUUCCUGUCACGCCCUGACCUUAGUUAUCUCGGUUUUUCUAUAUAUUUUGGUUAGGUCAGGGUGUGACUAGGGUGGGUACUCUAGUUUUUGUAUGUCUAGGGUUUUUGUAUGUCUAGGGUUUUUGUAUGUCUAGGGUUUUUUGUAUGUCUAUGUUGGCCUGAUAUGGUUCCCAAUCAGAGACAGCUGUUUAUCGUUGUCUCUGAUUGAGGAUCAUAUUUAGGUAGCCAUUUUCCUCAUUUGUGUUGUGGGAUCUUGUCUAUGUUUGGUUGCCUUAGUGCACAUCAGUAGCGGCACAUUUCGGUCGGUCGAUCGGUCGGUCGGUCGGUCGGUCGGUCGAUCGAUCGGUCGGUCGGUCGGUCGGUCGGUCGGUUGUUUUGUUCAGUUUCGAUUUAUUAAAAUUAUGUGGAACUCUACUCACGCUGCGCCUUGGUACGAUCCUUACUACGAACGUGACACUUCCAGUCAGAGUGGAGGUGACGUUACAAUAAUUUUAAAAAAACUCAAAGGUUGAGGCAAGCUGAAACAGUUCAACAGAAACAGUGUGUGUUAUCCAAAAAAUGUGUGGUAGCUAAAGCACUAGUCCUCUCCCAGCUGUUUGUGUCCUUCAGCACAGUCCCCACAGCUGUCUAUCUGUCUGUCUCUGCUGUGAGGAAACCAGGGGAGGGACUGAAAGGGUGUGUAGGCUGGAGUAUCAACUCCAUCCAACAACCCACACUUUGGAUAAAGAGGAGAUUUUCCUGCAUUACCCAAUUUGGAUUCAUUACUUGACCCAACACAGUCUUUUUCCACAUUAGUUUUGGUUGUUGUUGUUGUUUCUCUCAGAAAGACUGCCUUACUUUCCAUGUGAAAGCAGAUGUCUCUGUAAAGCAGAUUGCAGGUCAGAGGUUCAUUCCUAAGGGUAUUUGAAGUACUAUACUGCUGUACUUCAUAUUAAAGCUACUGGUCGUGUUUAUAUAAGGCAUUAUAACUCAGGUUCAAGGUAUGAUAGGAAGGCACAUGGUUCAAUAGGUUUAUAACAAUAUAAUGCCAUUAAAUCUAUUUUUAUAAAUCCACAUUUGCUUACUGCCAUUUGGUUAUAAUUGUAUUUUGUUAUGUAUUAUGUCAAUAUUUAUCCAUGACAUUGGUUGAUUAACCAAAAUCUAAGUUGUGUGCGUAUAUCAAAUUGAACUCCUUCAUGCUGCAGUGUCUUGCAGACUUGAAUGGGGUUAUGAUAGAGGGAGAGUGUGGGAAAGUAAUGGUUGGUUGCGUGUCUCAUCCAAACAUGAGGCGUUAUCGGAUGUAGGUCCUCCAUGAAUCAGACAUGGGUGAAAGUGAGGAGACCUGAGGAAGUGGGAGGACAGGACGGAUGGAGAAACAAGAGCAGGAAGUGAGCUGGUCAUGGUACUGGACUGUUUGGGUUUUUCCUUCCCUGGUCCGUGCCAAGAAAACCAAGCUGGCCCCACCAACACCCCAUGGAAAAGAUCUUGUGUUUCCACUUUCCAGCCAAGGCUCCAUAUUGAUUAUCCAUCGUAAUCAUCCAUAAACAAACUGAUAUUGACAUCUGAAAUAGGGGAAGACCAACUCUCCACAAAGCAAGAGAUGGUGUUAAAAUAGUCACAGUACACAGCAGGUGUAUUCUCCAUAUUUCUGUAGAGCAUUGUUAGUUGUUGUCAAUGACAACUUUUACAUCAUUACAUUCCUAAAGUAAAUAAUGUACUUUUUACUCCAUACAUUUUCCCUGACACCCAAAAGUACUUGUUAUAUUUUGAAUGCUUAGCAGGACAGGAAAAUGGUCAAAUUCACACACUUAUCAAGAGAACAUUCCUGGUAAUCCAUAUUGCCUCUGAUCUGGCAGACUUACUAAAAACGCAUGCUUCGUUUGUAAAUUAUGUCUGACUGUUGGAGUGUGCCCCUGGCUAUCAGUAUAUAAUGAAAAAAAGCAAGAAAAAGGUGCCGUCUGGUUAGCUUAAUAUAAGGAACUAGAAAUAAUUUCCACUUUUAGUUUUGAUACUUAUGUAUAUUUUAGCAAUUACAUUUACUUAUGCAUUGUUUGUUGUACGCCUUCAGUUACUGGUUGUCCAUUGUCAUAAACUAGUCAAACUAAUGUUCAA